Molecule: messenger RNA, 696 nt
Organism: Lactuca virosa
Lineage: Eukaryota; Viridiplantae; Streptophyta; Magnoliopsida; Asterales; Asteraceae
Source: the annotation of a GenBank genome assembly
AUGGGAUCCAGACGUUUUUUUGAAAAACCAAUGCAUGACCGGGUUCCCGUUUGGGUUAAUAUAUUUGGCAUCCCCCUUCAACUAUUUAAUAAAGAUGGACUAAGUCUUAUUGCUAGCAAACUUGGAAAGCCUUUAGAGGUUGACUCUUACACCUCCACCAUGUGUGAGUGGGCUACGAGUCGAGCGAUUUAUGCUCGUGCUACUUCCUCUACCCUAAGAGUGGAGUAUUAUUGGCUCCCCAAGAGAUGCGCCCAUUGCAAAAAAUUUGGUCAUGAUCAUGCUACUUGUCCGGCUUGUGUUACUAGCAACUCCGGCCCUGAACACACAGCUAGCACUCCCAUCCAAAAGACGACCAUGCCUAUUCCGAAAGCAGUUGACCAUGAAGGUUGUCACACGGUUAAAAGGAGAACUAGAGCUUCUCAUUUCCCUAAAAAGAAGGUUCAAGUUGGCAACCAUAAAUGCAAAAAACCCGCUUUAAAGAUCGCUCAAGUCUACAAGCCUAUCGUUCGUGAUCCGAGGAAGAAGAAUGUGUCGACCAACAUGUUUGAUGCCCUUUCGCAUCAAAGAGUUGACGACAACGUAGACGAUCCUAGUAUCCCCCCUGUCAUCCUCUCCAGAGACUCCAUCCCAGCUUCAGAUGCUCAAACGAGCUCCUCUCCUGGUGGUCUCACCUCUAUUCCAGUUGAUCAGGGUUGA